AAAGAAAUCAAGCUGCGGUCCGCGGCGUUCAAUUCUCUAAAUUGUUUAAAUUAAUCAACGUGUCGAAUUCGUUUAAUGAUAUUUACGCCUCCGCGCUGAAUGUAGCUUAUCCUUAGCAUAGCUUAUUAAAUUAUUCAAGCAACAUGUUUAUAGUAGGUCUAACUGGUGGACUGGCGACUGGAAAAAGUACAGUACUUUCAAUAUUUCGAUCGAAUGGCAUAGCAGUAAUUGACGCUGAUGAAGUAGCAAGGCAAGUGUUGCUGCCUGGUACAAAAGCAUGGAGGGAGCUCCGAGGAUUCUUUGGAGACGAAGUACUCUUCUCUGAUGGUAAUGUGAACAGAGCUAGACUAGGGGAGAUUGUAUUUGACGAUAUUGAAAAGAGAAGAAAGCUAAAUGCCAUCACACACCCUAGAAUACAAAGAGCAAUGAUGAAAAUGGCUAUUUCAUACUUCUUCUCGGGCCAUAGUUAUAUUGUUAUGGAAGUCCCGCUGUUAUUUGAGACUGGGAAGAUGUUGACCUUCAUGCACAAAAUUAUAACUGUUGUUUGUGAAGAUCACCAGCAACUGGAAAGGCUGUGCAAACGCAACGACUUCUCGGAAAAUGUUGCUAAGAAACGUAUAUCUUGUCAGAUGCCUCUUGAAGAGAAGGUGGCGAAGUCCCACUUCGUAAUAGAUAACUCUGGAAGCUUCGAGAACACUAGGCAACAAACGGAAUGCAUAAUUAGAUUGCUCAAGAGGUCUAAGUUUACUUGGUACUUCCGAGCAAUAUUUGGCAUUGCUUUCUUAUCUGUAGUCUUUGGAAUCGGUCACAUAGUCAGCAACUUCAUAAUGAAUAGAAGUGAAUGAUUUAUUUAUUAUUAAAUAGCUUGUACAAUGUAUUUAUUUGAAAGCAAGGAAUCAAAGAAUUCGAUACGGUUUGGAGUGACGAUAAUUUUUCAUGAAGAGCACUCAUGUAGGUAUUUAUUUAGCUUACCAGACUCUCUUGGAACCAAGAUAUCGAGGUCCGGAAUGUGAUGUGAUAAUAAGAAUCAACACAUUCAAAAUGUUCUUAUUCCAAAGACUGGCUAACAAAUGCUGAUAGCUUGUAAAUACAGUCAAAGUAAUACUUUUUUUUCUAUAUAAGAUGGAGUGCCAUCCGAAGUUCUUUGUUUCCUGUAUAUCCAUAGUCCUUGUGGUCAAAUAUGCGAUAUUGUAGUAAGAAAACUUGUAUUUAUUCGUAAUUAAGCUAAAAGGUAAAUUUUAUAUUUGUAUUUUAAAAAUGGACUGGGAUAAAACACGUUUUCGAUCAUAAUUCUGCUGAUACAUAAUUUAUUCCUGUUCUUAAUCAUGUCUUAAUAGAAAUAAGCGGGGAAAUGCUAGCCAAAGCGAUAUUCAAAUGUUUCAUAUAAAUGUAUGGUUUUACAAUUAAUAACUACAAUUUUUACAAAAAUGUUUUAUCGAGCAGUAUGUAAAUUAUGAUUAAGCAAUAGGUAUUUAAGUAAUUUAAACGUAGGAAAGGGGAAUAUUAAGUCGCGCAGCCAAUUUGCCUUGAGCAAGUGUGGUGAUGAUGCCCUAACCUUCUCCGUACGAGAAGAGCGCACUAAUAGGCUGUUGAUAAUGAUGGUGAAAAGAAAUGUACAUGCAUGAUACAAAAUACAAGGGUGUUAGUAUUAGUAGUAGAUAUUUAUUUUACUGAGGUUAUGGUUAGAAAUAUGAAUUAUUGUUCAAGUAAUGCAUUGUGCUCAGCUAUAUUAAAUCUCAUUUUAAUAUAAAAGCAAUGCAAGUAUACAUUUAUGCAGAAGGAGGCACUUUAGAACAGGCAGCUGACUUGAAUUCAGUUUUUACUACAAUCCUAUUUUAAUGUAUAUGUCCUGGGCAUAUUCAGUCUCCCUGCUGCUUUGAUCGCCUGCGUACUAUUGCUGAUAACGACACAACUUGUUAACACAAGUCUUAAGAGUGAAAAAAGAGUUCAAAUAUGUACAUAGAUGCCUCCUUCUCCUAAAUAUAAGUAAACUUAUUAAGCAUUAAGGUAUAAUGAUGUUAAGAUGGUGACAAUUCAUUUUUUUGUUUACCAGCGGCCCAAUUUGUUAUCACGAGUGAUAAUUUCGGAACAGAAAAAUGGAAUGAUGUGAAUAAGCUUAACCUUUAUGGCUGUAGACGACAAGCAAUAAUAUGGCUAGUCCACCAAUGUCUAUUUUUUUGUUGUCUAUAGUCGAUAGUGACCGUUUCUUUUAUUAUUUACGUACAAGCAUCACGCCUCGGCAAAGAUCAGUCGCUAUUUGUCGAUUAAGCUGAUAGUCUUUUUCUUUCAUAAGAAAAUCAUACCAUACACGUUGUGAUUGUGAUGAUAGAGAAAUUGGGCUUUGUAAGAUAUGUGAACAAUAAUUGACAAAAGUAUAAUGAACAUCAGUCUAGACUCUAGACCAGUGGUAAUAGACAUGUAAUAUUAAGUAAAACCAAAUGUGUAGUCAAAGUUAUACUUGUCUUUAGAGGUAUAUUCAUGUAAUUCUUUUAUAAACAAUGUUUUAAAAACCAACUUCGUUCCCCUCUUUUUUUGAAGUCGGUUAAUUAAUAUAAUAGAACCUUUUUCUAGGUGUAAGAAACACUUUUCUAAAUACCGCGUCAAUAUCGGUUUAGCCAAUCGCGUGAUAAUCUUGCACAAACAUACAAACUGACAAUGACAACCUACUUUUUUGUUUUGAAGUCGGUUUACAUAACCAAUUAGGGUUAGCAAAUGUAUUAACUGUAAAAAAAACACGCACACAUGUCAAAUAACUACCUGAAAAAUAUGAUAUGAAUUUUGUAUUUAAAAAAAGCUUUUAGUUUAGAAUAGUUUAGCAUGUACGACAGACUAGUCUGGGUUUACCCAAAAUGGUUUUUGUGUGUAGGUAAGGUUACAGUCACAAAUAACUGCUGAUGCAAGCUAAAUGGACGGCUUUUCACAUUUAUUUCGUAGCUACAACUACAUAAGUACAUAAUUUCAGAUUAUAAUAUGCGUUCCUAUCCGUAUUUUCGAUCGCUUGACUGACCAUUCAUGCUAAAUAGUCUCUUCUAAGCUGUACAUCAGUAGUUACGAUAUUAAUUAUUAUACAUGACAAUUAUGAUACGUGUAGUAGUACUGCACUCACUGAAAUGCUGAAAUUCAUCUUCCUUUAAUAUCUAUUUUUCACCAUUUUCCGUCGGGACAUUGUGCAAGCAAGACUUAUACGUAUUAUAAUAGUUAUGCCUUCUUUUCAUCGUAAUGUGAUUUAAAAUGAACGAUAAAGAAAAAAUAAACAUCUUAUUACAAUA
Messenger RNA from Spodoptera litura, 3269 nucleotides. RefSeq names its product Dephospho-CoA kinase (gene Dpck). Gene Ontology annotation, biological process: coenzyme A biosynthetic process. Lineage: Eukaryota; Metazoa; Arthropoda; Insecta; Lepidoptera; Noctuidae. The record is from RefSeq and is a predicted model, not a curated record. Gene Ontology annotation, molecular function: dephospho-CoA kinase activity; ATP binding.